AUGCAUUUCAUCUCCCUCAUUGCCUUCUCCCUCACAACCGCUAUAACAGCGGUCAGCGCCUACCCCAUCACCGGUGACACCGUCAACUGCCGCUCCGGUCCUGGAACAAGCCAUACAGUCGUCAAGACAUACAAAAAGGCCCACGAUGUCAAAAUCACCUGCCAAACCACCGGAGACUCAAUCUCCGGCAACAACAUCUGGGACAAGACCUCCGACGGCUGCUAUGUAGCCGACUACUACGUGAAAACCGGCAGCAACAGCUACGUAACCGCCAAAUGCAGCAGCAGUGGCAGCACCAGCAGCAGUGGCAGCACCAGCAGCACCGGCACUGGAAAAGCCAUCAUCGCUGCAGCCGAGAAGGAGAAAGGCCUCCCAUACGUCUGGGGCGGCGGUGGCUGCAAGGGUCCCUCCGGCGGCGGCUUUGACUGCUCCGGUCUGACACAGUAUGCUGUCUGCCAGGCUUUGAAGAAGACGAUUCCCCGUGUCGCGCAGGACCAGUAUAAUUCCAGCUUGGGCAAGCGGUAUCCUCGUGCGCAGGCUAAAGCCGGUGAUCUCUUGUUCUGGGCUACUGGUGGUGAUUGCAAGAACAAGGUUGUGCAUGUUGGUAUCUUUAUCAAUGAUAAGACGAUGAUUAAUGCUGCUCACACUGGUACGCCGGUGCGUGAGCAGGCUAUUUGGACUUCUUAUGGUGGAGAGAGUAUCUGUCCUUAUGUUAUGAGAUUCACUUGA
This is a messenger RNA of Penicillium psychrosexuale, 729 nucleotides long. RefSeq names its product C40 family peptidase. Bases 1 to 729 code for a protein of 242 amino acids. The transcript has 2 exons. The record is from RefSeq and is a predicted model, not a curated record. Lineage: Eukaryota; Fungi; Ascomycota; Eurotiomycetes; Eurotiales; Aspergillaceae.